Protopolystoma xenopodis is the source of this 222-nucleotide messenger RNA. The record is from the annotation of a GenBank genome assembly. NCBI's taxonomy places the organism in Eukaryota, Metazoa, Platyhelminthes, Monogenea, Polystomatidea, Polystomatidae.
AUGAACACGCCUCCGGCAAGACCAAAGAAGAGCCAACGCUCUGACCCUCAGACUGUUCGAAAAGCGGCCUGCUUCUCCACCUUCCUCUCUAACUCUGUCUCCACUGUACUAUCUGCAUGUCUGCCGAUUAGGACAUCAAAAUCAUCGUCGCCAACAUCAUCAUCACCCUCCACCAAGCAGAAACGUAUGGGUAUCGCCAUGAUCCAUUGUCUAGCCGACUGA